Molecule: messenger RNA, 1496 nt
Organism: Plodia interpunctella (Indianmeal moth)
Lineage: Eukaryota; Metazoa; Arthropoda; Insecta; Lepidoptera; Pyralidae
Gene: Nubp1
Product: NUBP iron-sulfur cluster assembly factor 1
Exons: 9
Coding region: 193-1143 (316 amino acids)
Biological process (GO): iron-sulfur cluster assembly
Cellular component (GO): cytosol
Molecular function (GO): 4 iron, 4 sulfur cluster binding; ATP binding; ATP-dependent FeS chaperone activity
Source: RefSeq, a predicted model, not a curated record
AUGUCAAUGUCAGUCAGCAGUCGCCGAGAUCGGUCAUCUCAUUCUCAUUCUUAUUUCAUUUUAGAUGUAAAUUCCGAGAAAGAAACAAGUGCAAAAGAAAUGUUUUUAUUAAUAUAAAACCAUUACUGCCUAUUUAUAUGUUUGAGAGACUGCAAAAUUAAAUAACCGUUGUAUUUAUAUUGAAUUACGAACAUGAAUGUACCAGACAACGCUCCGCAGCAUUGUCCUGGAACGCAGAGCGACGAUGCUGGUAAAGCUUCAGCAUGUGCGGGAUGUCCAAAUCAAAACAUUUGUGCUUCAGGGGCACCAUCACUCCCUGAUCCAGCCAUAGACAUAAUCAAGAAUCGAUUAGCCACAGUGAAGCACAAGAUUCUAAUUCUAUCAGGGAAGGGAGGAGUUGGAAAAAGUACUGUUACGUCUCUUCUAGGACACGCACUGGCUGCUAAGAACAAUGAUAUCAAUGUGGGUAUCCUGGACGCCGACAUCUGCGGCCCCAGUCAGCCGCGCGUGCUGGGCGUGAGGGGCGAGCAGGUACACAACUCCGGCUCGGGGUGGUCGCCCGUGUAUGUAAAGGACAACCUGUCGCUGAUGUCCAUUGGUUUCCUGUUGAGCAGUCCUGAUGACGCCGUCAUAUGGAGAGGGCCGAAGAAGAACGGUAUGAUCAAACAGUUUCUGAGCGAGGUAGACUGGGGAGAAUUGGACUACUUGCUCAUCGAUACGCCGCCAGGCACGUCCGACGAGCACCUGUCGUCAGUGCAGUACCUGUCGGCGACGGCGCUGGCGGGCGCGGUGCUGGUGAGCACGGCGCCGGAGCUGGCGCUGCUGGACGUGCGCAAGGAGCUGGCGCUGUGCGCGGCGCUCGGCGUGCGCGUGCUCGGCGUCGUCGAGAACAUGGCGCUGUUCGUGUGCCCCAACUGCGGCACCCGCAGCGAAAUCUUCCCGGCGACGACCGGCGGCGUCGGACAGAUGUGCGCGGAGCUGGGCGUGCGGCUGCUGGGCAGCCUGCCGCUGGAGCCGGCGCUGGCGCGCUGCUGCGACCGCGGGCUCGACUGUCUGGCGGAGCUGCCGCGCUCGCCCGCCGUGCUGGCGCUCAGGGACAUUGCUGACAAAAUAGUGGCCGCCGUCGAAAGUCCUUCGAAUUGAGAUACUGUCCAAUUCCCUCUGCGCGCCUAGUCAAGAAAUCGCCUUAAUUGAAACUGUAUAUAUAUAUAAGCUAACAUUAUAAACAACAACAUUAAUUUGUUUGAUGAGUUUUGAUGAUUAUUUUAAUAUUUUUAUGAUUAUUGAAUUUUAUGCACGACAUAGAUGUAUAGAAAAAAAUCGUGUUUACCUAAUGUUAUAUCGCUAUAAAAUAGAAAAUAAAAAAAAAAUCAUCAGAUGAAAAAAAUUCAAGACUUGAGCGAGAAUCGAACCCACGAAUCUGUCUAAACGGGAUAUUAAACGUGAUUGAUUGUUGUGUGAUGGUUAAUUAAAUAAAAAAUAUAUAUGCAGUUUAA